This is a messenger RNA of Cucurbitaria berberidis CBS 394.84, 1851 nucleotides long. RefSeq lists its product as uncharacterized. The record is from RefSeq and is a predicted model, not a curated record. Gene Ontology annotation, molecular function: transcription cis-regulatory region binding; zinc ion binding; DNA-binding transcription factor activity, RNA polymerase II-specific. Gene Ontology annotation, cellular component: nucleus. The transcript has 3 exons. NCBI's taxonomy places the organism in Eukaryota, Fungi, Ascomycota, Dothideomycetes, Pleosporales, Cucurbitariaceae. Bases 1 to 1851 code for a protein of 616 amino acids. Gene Ontology annotation, biological process: regulation of DNA-templated transcription.
AUGGAGGCCAGAGAAGGAAGAGCUGGGAAUGCUUUUGCAUGCGAAAGAUGCCGGAAACACAAAGUACGCUGUGUUCCAUCAGGAACUGCUGGUAUCUGUCAAAGGUGUCAGAAGGCCCGCGUUGAAUGUAUUGAACAUGUUGCACGCAGAAGGCCAGCCAAAUCCAGGAACGAUGGCCAGGCACCUAACAGAAUGCGCGAUCUUGAUAAGAAGCUCGACAAACUGUCUACUAUUGUCACAACCAUGACGCCUUCUUCGCCUCAGUAUACCUUGCCCUCGGUAGACACGCUUUCCUUACAAGGUACGGAGCCCUUUCAGCAAACUCCGACAGCAUCUGCCCCUCGACCAGCUUCUACACCGCCCGUUACCAAAACUCUCAUCCUCCCAGCUCCCGGGCCUACUUCCGAGGGCUUUCUACCUUUCUGGGAGUCUAUGAACGACUCUUUGGCGUGCCUUGGGCGACUAGAUCCCGUCAUUCGAUCCAUUAGUCUAGUGCACAUGCAGAUAUUGCUUGAUAUCUACCGGAACAUGGUUGACUACUUCCCGUUCGUAGCAUUGCCGAAAGACUGCUUCUGCCGAGAUCUUUUGGAGCACCGUCCGAUGUUAAUGUUUGCCGUGCUGACAGUUGCAUCCUACGACUCGGUACUCCUACAAUUGACCCUGAGCCGCGAAUUUCGAAAAGUAGUCAUGGUCAAAAUAAUGAAUGGCGAAAAGAAUUUGGAUCUACUCCAGGGGCUCUUGGUCUUCAUAGCUUGGCACCACCAUUACAUGGACGCUCAGGCUGUUUCUGUUCACAUGCUCCUUCAGCUGUGCGUAGGUUUAGCAAGCGAUUUAGGCUUAGACCGCAUAUCGACCACUGCGAGUCCCUUGCAGAAAGACUACCCAAGAGACAGGGAAGCAAAGCGGGCCUAUCUGGGAUGCUACUACCUGGCAAGCAACAUUGCCUUGAUGGAACAAGGCAGAGCACGGUUUAUGUCCUAUUCAAGCACACUUCGGAGCUAUGCAUCAGAGCUAGCAUUGACUUGGGAGCAUAAUACAGACGCUGUUAUUCCUAUUUUACUUAACGUUUGUCAAUUCAUGGAGGACGUUGAGGAAACCUUUCGCAAUCAAACCGAACAGGCCCUAGUCGCUCGCUCUCAAGUCAAACGACUGAGCGACAAAUGGGAAAGCAUCAGAAUUACUUCUAAGCUUCAGGCGAACGAUUUCAGGACGCUACAGUGGAUCCAAUUUGCAGCGAGAGUAUAUCUUUACAAGACGACUACCUCCAUUGAGCUUGCAGACCGAGAAAGCACGCCGUGGGCUUCUGGCUUUCAACUUUCACUGCGGGUAACGUACCUUCGCUCGAUUGAACAGUUUCUUGAUAGUAGCACGAAGCUCCCUUCAUGCCAGUACGAGUUUUUGUCCUUGGUCGACUGGCUCAACCUGGUCGUGAUAACUACUAAUCUCAGCAAAAUGGCACUAUAUACCUCCCCAAUGCCAGGAUGGGACCCAACUGAACUGCAGAUUGCCAGGUCGUUUGACUACUUUCGUGAUCAGCUCUCAUCGCAGAUGCCUCACCCACGCGACACCCAAGAGAGCAGUGAGGACAUUUUUGAGCGUUUUCGCCGCAUUACAGCAGUCAUGAAGACAGCACUACGGAAUACGCCCAGUCGAGGAAGCCCUAUCUGUAGCUCCUUCGAGCUUGCGAGGGGUUCGGGACGAACAGUGUCAUUGUUGCAAGACCUACCGUUACCCAGACCUAAUUGCUUAGCCAAUAGAGCGGAUAAACUUCCGAGUAUGUGGAUGCUCAGUCCUUCGUUCGAUAUGAGCAGCAACGAGUUUCACUGGCGAUUUUUGAUGGGCACUGUUUAA